GGAGCUCGUGGGCGACUGCCACGCACUGUUGGCUCGCUCUAGCUCGCGCGCCGCCUGUUGCUCUCUGCUCCUGGCCGCCCGUUUCCCGCUGGGGAGGUAGGCGGACCAAGAGCACCAGCGCGUGGGCGGCCUCCCGCCUUCCUCUCCUCCUGGCGCAAGGGUGAUCGAGGGACCCCCGGGCGUCCCCGACAGCGCGGACGCCGCCAGCUCCCGGCGCGUCCUAGCCUGCGUACUCAGACCCCCUAGGCACCUCUCCGGCAUGAACGCGAGCUUCCUGAACCACAGCGGCCUGGAAGAGGUGGGUGGUGACGCCCGAGCCACCCUGGGAAACCGUAGCCACGGGCUGGGCACGUGGCUAGACUGCUGCCCCGGGGGCGCACCGCUGACCGCCAGCGACGGGGUCCCCGCGGGACUGGCGCCCGACGAACGCAGCCUGUGGGUGUCGCGAGUGGCGCAGAUCGCAGUGCUCUGCGUGCUGUCGCUCACCGUGGUCUUCGGCGUUUUCUUCCUGGGCUGUAACCUGCUCAUCAAGUCCGAGAGCAUGAUCAACUUUCUGAUGCAGGAGCGCAGGCCCUCCAAGGACGUGGGCGCCGCCAUCCUGGGACUGUAUUGAGCGCCGGCCACCCUUGCCAGCGUCGGAGCACCGCGAGGAAAGGACCACCGAGCCUCUUUCUCAAAGCUUUGACUGCUGCCUGCAAUCAACGAAGUACCUCGCACCACCUGGGCCUGGACAAGAUAGGACUCAACGGCGGCGGUGCGCGAAGGGACUGUCACGCCGGACUCUGUCCUAUGUGCGCUCAAGCACGGGCCAGGGACGCGGGGUUCUUCACAGGUUUUUUACAAAGAGAAGGUCGGGCAGAGUGGGAGACAGAGAUGGGGAGAUGCAAUGAGGGGCCAAGGUUACUGCCGCAGGGAUAUCGGGCGCGUUGGUGGGGACCAGCUCCAAGGAGGGCUCAGGGAAGAGGUGCAUCACUGAGAUUUUGCAUCUGAUCUCACAUUGCGUCUGACAAAAAAUUUUGUAAUAAAAUCAUGGCCAUCGGG
Molecule: messenger RNA, 1041 nt
Organism: Arvicanthis niloticus (Nile rat)
Lineage: Eukaryota; Metazoa; Chordata; Mammalia; Rodentia; Muridae
Gene: Rprml
Product: reprimo like
Source: RefSeq, a predicted model, not a curated record